CUGGCCCGCCUAACAGGCAGUAGUAAACAAUUUGGCAGAUUAUUCGCUGUCAGCUUGCGUUUCUUCUUCUUCUUCUUCUUGGAUUUGGCCCCGCAAGAAUUGGAAGCGGCCUCCCGCAUCCUGACCGAAUCGCCUUUCCUGUCGCUUCCCCGCAACCACCCCGACCCGGUCGACCCCCGAUUCGCCCAGUUCGCUUGGAGUUUCGGCCGAAUUGGCGGCCAGGACGAUCGAGGCGGGGGACAGGAUUGGAUUUUGAUCAUCUGGUUGCCUUAUUUGGGGGGAAGUUCGUCGGUCGGAUAGCUUCUUUCUCGUGGCGAAGUGGUGAAAUCUUUUACUGGUGCAAACUUCCGAGACCAUUCAUCUGUUCUGUCCAAGACAAGAACAUCUCCAGAACUGAUAGAAAAGUAGACUGGGAUGCUCAAUCCCCAAAGCGUACCAUCAAAUGGUGACGCUUUAAUCCAAUUAUGUACAAGCAACUAGUUUGUGGAAAUGUGCUCGGAAGGGUAUGAUGGUGGAGCAUGAUGGAGGGCAGAGAACAGAGGAGGCGACCUCGUAAACUGUUGUGCUGGAUGGCGAUGCAAUGCCUGUGCUCCGGGGAGCAGGCCGUUCGGGUGGAUGAGCUGGCCCCAGCAAAUGGCGAAGUCGAGUUGCAGGCCAACAAUGCCAGUAUUCAGGAAGCCGAGUUGUCCCUUCGGGAGGGUGAUUCCCUUAACUACGAGGAAGCAAGGGCAUUGCUAGCAAAAGUAGAAUACCAAAGGGGGCAUGUUGAAGAAGCACUUCGUAUGCUUAAUGGGAUAAAUAUACCUGCAAUGAUUCCUGAUGUGAAAAUUUCAAUCACUAGAUUAGCAAGGGCUCAACCAGAUUCCGGUUAUCCUCCAAUGUCCUUGCAUUCUGUUAAUCUAAUAAUGGAGACCAUAUAUCUCAAAACUAUAGCACUUCGUGAUCUUGGAAAGUUCAAAGAAGCUGCAGAGCAGUGCAGUACGAUAUUGGACGUUAUAGAGUCGGCACUGCCUGAGGGUUUACCAGCCAACUUUGGAUAUGGUAGUAACUUUAAUGCAACAAUAUGCAGUGCCAUCAAGUUGCUUCCUGAGCUAUGGAAAUUAGAAGAUUCCCUCCCUGAAGCUCUCUCGUCAUAUAGGAGAGCUCUUCUUAGAAAUUGGAACCUCGAUUCAAAGACCAUUGGUACAAUACAAAAGGAGUUUGCUAUUUUUCUCCUAUACAGUGGCUGUGAGGCCUGCACUCCAACCCUUCGACCCCAAUCACAUGGUUCAUUUGUGCCUGAAAACAAUUUUGAAGAAGCUAUUCUUCUCUUGAUGAUUUUAUUGAUGAAAUUCAACCUUGGAUGGCUUGAGAGAGACCUAACUGUGAUGCAUCAUCUUACUUUUGCAUUGUCCAUGUCAGGGCGGUUAAAACCUUUAGCCACCCAGUUUGAGAAACUAUUACCUAGUGUGUUACACAGCAGAGAGUGGAUGUACAAUGUUGCGUUGUGUUACCUGGCAGAAGAAGAUGAUCUAACUUCCCUCAAUCUGCUCAGAAUGAUAUUGAGGUUUGGAGAGGACUCCAGUUGUAUCAAAGAACUUCUUCUAUCUUCAAAAAUUUGUAGCGAGAAUGGUGCAUGUGCUGAAGAAGGUGCCUCCUACGCACGCCGAGCCCUUGUUAGUCUAAAUGGUGGUUGUGACCAGUUAGAGGUUGUUGCGGACCUUUUACUUGGCAUUUCGCUCUCCCAUCAUGCUAGAUAUGCUUUGAGUGGUACGGCAAGAGAUACUCAGCAGCGUGAAGCACUUGAGGUGCUCCGUGUUGCUGGAAAGAAGAUGCAACCCAGGGAUUACAAGUUACUGUACAAUCUCAGCCUAGAAAAUGCUGAGCAGAGGAAACUAGAGGCAGCAGCUUCAUAUGCAAAGAAGCUACUGAAAUUGGAGAAUGGAUCAGAACUAAAGAGUUGGCUCCUUAUUGCUCGGAUCAUGAGUGCUCAAAAACAGUUUAAAAAUGCUGAAUCUAUUGUAAAUGCUGCCCUUGAUCAGACUGAGAAGUGGUGUCACGUAGAUCUGUUGCAGACCAAAGCCAAGAUUCGGGCUGCAAACGGGCAAUUUAAGAAGGCAAUUGAAACUUAUACGCAGCUUCUUGCUGUCAUUGAACUUAGGACGAAAAAUUCCCGCUCUGGGAAGAUGGUGUUACAGGGCUCGAAGGAUGAUAGAAGUAGGGAAACAGAGACAUGGUACGAUCUGGCCCUUGUGUACCUAAGCUUGUCACAGUGGAGGGAUGCAGAAAUUUGCAUAUCGAAAAUAAAAGCUAUCAAUGCAUAUUCCCCCUUGGCUUAUCAUUCUACAGGAAAGCUACAUGAGGCAAGAGGGUUUCUCAAGGAAGCUCUUGGAGCAUACUCCACAGCAUUAGACCUUGAACCUAAGCACGUACCAAGUUUGAUAUCAGCCGCCGUUGCUCUUCGGCAGCUUGGCGGGAGGCCCUUGCCUGCCGCAAGGACCUUCCUAACUGACGCGCUGAGACUGGACAGAACAAAUCAUGUUGCAUGUUUUAACCUUGGUUUAACCUAUGAAGAUGAAGGGGGUAGUUCAUCAGCACUUGAAGUUGCUGAAUGUUUUGAGACGGCUGCUCUUCUGGAAGAAACGGCCCCGCCGGAACCUUUCAGAUGACAUCGCAUUAGUAUUUUUAUAGGGAAUAAUAAAACUGGGAGAAGUUGUAGAUGAUCACAUAUUAUAUUUAGGUUGAGCAUUUUAGAAAAGAAGUAUAUGCAGUACAGGAAAUAGUAAAAUACAAACACAUGUAUGAUCAUAACUGCGUUGAUUUUACCAACAUCUUGAAAUUACAGCAUGACACAUUACAACCAA
Molecule: messenger RNA, 2843 nt
Organism: Lolium perenne
Lineage: Eukaryota; Viridiplantae; Streptophyta; Magnoliopsida; Poales; Poaceae
Product: protein NPGR2
Molecular function (GO): protein binding
Source: RefSeq, a predicted model, not a curated record